This is a messenger RNA of Callorhinus ursinus (northern fur seal), 3183 nucleotides long. The record is from RefSeq and is a predicted model, not a curated record. NCBI's taxonomy places the organism in Eukaryota, Metazoa, Chordata, Mammalia, Carnivora, Otariidae.
GAGCCCCGUCUCGUGUCUGUCUCGUCCGCCGGCUGCCCUUUCGGCCUGCCCGGCCUUCCCCCGAGCAGGCCGCCAGCUGGAGAUGAGUUUCGGGGCUCUUUCUCACGGUAGCCCCACCUCUGCCCAAAGACACCGGCUUGGGGGAAGGGGCGGACGCCUCCCCACAGCCGGGCGGCCCUCAGCAGCCCCUCCGCUGGCCGCGCCGCAGACCGUGGGGCUUGCGGGGGUGCUGCUCCAGCUUCGGGUCUGCGAGCGAGAGAAGGAAGGCGUGUCCCCGCAAGGCUGUCCUUAGAGUAAUUGGAAGCCAGGUGACGGCGGCUUCAGACACUUUUCAGCCUCUCGGUAUGUGAGCGCCUGACUUGGCUUGUGCCCUUUGGUAGGCUAAUAGCAACUAUGUGCUGAGCGUUUACAGGCUUUAUUUCACUUAAUCCUAAUAACUUCUGCAUGAUGUGGGCGUUAUCCCCAUUUCACCCGCGUGGUAACCAAGGCUCGGAGCUGCCCAACAGAAACCUAAUGGGAGCCACAUUGUAAAUUGUACGUUUUCUAGUAGCCAUAUUAAAAAAAAUAAAAAUAAAUUUUCAUGUUUUAUUGUAUGUUAUUAAUAUCUUAUUGAAUCUAAUUUAACAAAAAACUUCAGAACUUAAUGUGAAAGUUAAUCAUGUAUUUUAGUUAAUCAGUGUAUUUUACAUUUCUCUUUUUGGUACGAGUCUUAGAAAUCCUGUGUGUGUGUUACACCUACUGCACAUCUCGGUUUGAACUAUUCUCAUUUUAUGGGAGCAAUUAGCCACAUGUGGCUAGUGGUUGCUGUGUUGGAUAGGAUGAAUAGUGAAAGAGGCUUUGAAAAUGUAGAACUGGGAGUCAUAGGAAAGAAGAAGAAAGUCCCGAGGAGAGUCAUCCACUUUGUAAGUGGUGAAACAAUGGAAGAAUACAGCACAGAUGAAGAUGAAGUCGACGGCCCGGAGAAGAAAGAUGUUUUGCCUACUGUUGAUCCGACAAAACUCACCUGGGGCCCCUACUUAUGGUUUUACAUGCUUCGAGCUGCCACAUCAACCCUUUCAGUGUGUGACUUUCUUGGAGAGAAGAUUGCCUCUGUUUUGGGCAUCAGCACCCCAAAAUACCAAUAUGCCAUUGAUGAGUAUUACCGGAUGAAAAAGGAGGAAGAAGAAGAAGAAGAAGAAAACAGGAUGCCUGAAGAAGCAGAAAGACAAUACCAGCAGAAUAAACUGCAGGCUGAUUCCAUUGUCCAGAGGGAUCAACCAGAAACAGUGGUAUCCAGUUCAUUUGUGAAUCUCAAUUUUGAAAUGGAGGGAGACUGUGAAGUAAUUAUGGAAAGCAAACAAAAUCCAGUCUCUGUCCCACCAUAGAAUGACUAUCAAACUUCAAACUCUAGGGUUUUUAUAAUACCAGGAACUUUCACAUUCUUUAUUCAGUGGGACUUAAUACAAUUAUUUAUAUUUUAAAUUAUUAUCUGGAAAGGGAAAAAUGUUUCUUCAUUCUUAGGCUCUAGCUAGCAAAAGCCAGAUCUGAAAUUUGAUAUUUGUACUAUGCUUUUACUGUGUGUCACAUUAGUGCUUUGGUUUUAAAAUGUUCUUUAAAGAAAUUAAGGACAUUCUAGAGCCCUAAUCGCCAAUUAAGCGUUAAAUUAUCAAGCUUGUCUGUUAUUGGUGUUUGUAAGAAAAAAAUAGUUAAAUUACUAAGACUAAUUGGAGCUGAUCUUCCUAAUCUCAGAUUAAAAUGAGAAUUUCCCCCUAUUAGAUCUUCUCAUGUUGUCUUACAUUUAUAUAUCUAACCAUUACAUUAAUUUCAUACUAAGGAUGGUUCACUGAGUGUGUAAUAAAAGGAGCAAGACAAAAGCACUUUGAUUUUUUUUUCCUUUAGAAUAUUUUAUGAAAAGCUGAUUAAGUUUAUAACACCAAGUCUAAGACGGGUUUCCAUUUUUUAAUGCAGGUUACUUAAUCUUACAUUCUUUUUCAGCAGUUACUCAAAUAACUAGCUUUGAACAUAACGUUAAAAACACUAGUUAUGGGAUGUAUUUAUUAAGGUAUUUGUAUUCAAGUGGUAACAUCUAGUGAUUAUCCACAUGGCAUCCUGGUUUUGUCACUCAGUAGACCCUGAGUGUUUCCUGUGGGCCAAGUAAUUGGAGGGAGGAGGGUGGGGUGAGGGACAGAUGAAGACUUGACCCUUCAGAGGCUUACUUUUGAAUAUUAUACAAGGUGCCACAGUAGCAUAGUGAAGUCACCAGUCAUUCUCUUCUUUGAAGUUAACAACAGUAAAGUGGACAGUUUACUUAACCCGGGUUUGGUCAGCUCUCUAGAGCCCACUGUGCUAUUGGCAACACUUACCGAAGGAUAAUAUGAAACUAAUUUUGAAAAUUUUCAUAAAUAUGUGCUCAUAAUCUUAUGAGAGAUCUGUGUGAUUUUGAUUUAUAACUAAAUGUGGGUAAGGAAGAAUGUAUGGAGUAUUUCAGAAAUGCUGCUCUUAAAAGCCUAUUCACAGACUUAAGAGCUUUCACAGAUUAAUCGUUGUUCUAAACAGCAUUAAACUGUCAAUCUUAAAUAUUUUUAUAUAAAAUAUGGCUUCAAAGAAACUCAUAGGUACAGUGGAGCUAUUAUGGAAAUCUGUUGUCAGUAUGAACAUCUGGCCACUAAAUUCUUCAAAUGAAAUUUGAAGGAUUUGGAAAAGAUAAUUUUUCACUUGGAAUCUUCAGUUACAUGGAUUUGUGGUAUGGUAGUUAUGCAUGGUAUGUGAUGGUAAUUUUUGGUCAUGGUUGUAAACUCUUUUAAUUUAGUACUUAAAGGAUUAAUCUUCAGAUCAUGUAAUUAAUGUCACAGUAAAUUAUAGUUUACCAGUAGCUCUAAAACAUGCUAGCCCGACCUCUUCCCUCUAAUUUGUUUUUAACUUCAUUGAGAUAGGACCUCCAACUCAGAUAUUUAUUGGGUUUUCCAGGGAAGGCAUGCAUAUCUAAUGAUGAUCUGAAUCUUUUCUCCCUAGAGGCACUAGAUCUGAAAGCUUACCUAGUAACUUUUCUGAUUGUAGAAGGAAGAUUAUGAAAGUUUUGUUUCUUAAAUUUUACUUUCUCUAAUUGUCCAACAGUGGCCAGUUUGUAAUGUUUAUAUAGUUAUUCACUGUGCCUUAAAUCUUUAUACUUUAUUUAUGCAAACUAUAAAAUUUCCCAGAAAUGAA